This is a messenger RNA of Carassius gibelio (silver crucian carp), 3821 nucleotides long. RefSeq names its product calnexin. NCBI's taxonomy places the organism in Eukaryota, Metazoa, Chordata, Actinopteri, Cypriniformes, Cyprinidae. The coding region runs from base 122 to 1915 and encodes 597 amino acids. Gene Ontology annotation, molecular function: calcium ion binding. Gene Ontology annotation, biological process: protein folding. The transcript is spliced from 15 exons. Gene Ontology annotation, cellular component: endoplasmic reticulum membrane; endoplasmic reticulum. The record is from RefSeq and is a predicted model, not a curated record.
CGAGAACAGUAGCCAAUCGGGUGCGCGCGGAAGGCGGAGCCCCAGUUUCUGGAUACUUGUCCACAGCCACACGUGACGCGCUGGAGUCGCAGGCGGAGUGCAGCAUCAGUGAGUACGGACUAUGGAGCUGAAGAUGCGGUUAUGUGUGGCUCUGCUCUCUCUGAGUCUGUGUCUGGGCCUCAUGGGUCAUGUGAGGGCGCAGGAGGAGGCCGAAGACAUGGACAUGGACGUGGAAGAUGCCAUCGAUGACAUGCAAGAGGAAGAUGUUGAGGAAGAGGAACAGCAAGUCCCUUCUUCCCCGCCAGUGCCCACGGUGACAUAUAAAGCUCCAGAGCCGAUGGGAGAGCACUACUUUGCCGAGUCAUUUGAUAAAGGAACACUUCAAGGAUGGGUUUUAUCCCAGGCCAAGAAAGAUGGCAUCGAUGAGGAAAUUGCAAAGUAUGAUGGUAAAUGGGAGGUGGAGGAGAUGAAGGACACUAAACUCCCGGGUGAUAAAGGGCUGGUCCUCAAAUCUAAAGCGAAGCAUCACGCCAUCUCUGCUCUCCUCCUGCGACCUUUCACCUUUGACACCAAACCGCUCAUCGUCCAGUAUGAGGUGAACUUCCAGACUGGCAUUGACUGUGGCGGCGCUUAUGUUAAACUGCUGUCUCAAACCCCUGAUCUUGACUUGGAGGAGUUUGUGGAUAAGACGCCGUACACCAUCAUGUUCGGGCCGGAUAAGUGUGGGGAGGAUUACAAACUGCACUUCAUCUUCAGACACAAGAACCCCAAAACCGGCGAGUUUGAGGAGAAGCAUGCUAAGAAGCCCGACGCUGACCUGCGCACAUACUACACCGACAAGAAGACUCACCUCUACACACUGGUGCUGAACCCUGAUAACAGUUUUGAGAUCCUGAUCGACCAGACGGUGGUGAACAGCGGCAGUCUCUUGAAUGAUAUGACACCCCCCAUCAACCCCCCGGCCGAGAUCGAGGACCCCGAUGACCUCAAACCAGAGGACUGGGAUGAGAGACCCAAGAUCCAGGACCCAGAUGCUGUCAAACCUGAGGACUGGGAUGAAGACGCUCCUGCUAAGAUUGCUGAUGAAGAUGCUGUGAAACCUGACGGCUGGUUGGACGAGGAGCCGGAGUACAUCAGUGACCCCGAUGCCCUCAAGCCAGAAGACUGGGAUGAGGAUAUGGACGGCGAGUGGGAAGCUCCUCAGAUCCCCAAUCCUGUCUGUGAAACGGCCCCCGGCUGCGGCCCAUGGGAGAGACCAGUGAUAGACAACCCCAACUACAAGGGCAAGUGGAAGCCACCCAUGAUUGACAACCCUAAUUAUCAGGGAGUGUGGAAGCCCAGGAAGAUCCCUAACCCAGACUUCUUUGAGGACCUGCACCCGUUCCGUAUGACCCCAAUCAGCGCCGUCGGUCUGGAGCUCUGGUCCAUGUCCUCCGAUAUCUUCUUUGACAACUUCUUCGUCACCUCUGAUCGUAACGUGGCCGAGCGAUGGGCGGCUGAUGGCUGGGGGCUGAAGAAAGCAGCUGAGGGAGCCGCGGAGCCCGGCCUGAUGAAUCAGAUGAUAACCGCUGCUGAAGAGAGACCCUGGCUCUGGGUGGUGUACGUCCUGACUGUGGCUCUGCCUCUGGUGCUCAUCAUUGUCUUCUGCUGCACCGGAAAGAAGAGCUCCGAGUCCACAUCUGCAGCUGAGUACAAGAAGACAGACGCACCACAGCCAGAUGUGAAGGAGGAGGCCGAGGAAGAGGACGCCAAGGAGGAGGAAUCAGAAGCAAAGAAGAGUGAAGAAGAGGACUCCACAGGAGAAGCAGAGGAGGCUGCAGAGGAUGAUGGCAAAGAUGACAAUACAUCCAGCCAGAGAUCAGAGGACGACAUUCUGAGAAGGUCUCCCAGAAGCAGGAAACCAAGAAAAGACUAAUGGACUUCCUGAAUCUAUAUAUCCCAUCAUCCCUCUCCUCCCGCUCUAUCUCUCCUCCCCUCACUCCCUCCUUCCCUGUUCUUCUUCUCCAUCCUUGCCGCCAUGAAGAUGGUCAGAGUGAAACGGUGUGGUCUGCCUCUCGACCAGCAGCCAAACGAACGUCUUCUCAAGCGCCCUCGAGGAAGUCGAUGGUCACCAUACUGACCAUGACACUCAAAUAGCAUAGAGACUUUCUCCGUAACUAACAAUGAAACACAAUCUUUACCAUUCCUGAAGGGUCAGCUGUCACACACACACACACACACACUUCCAGACAGUGUUCCUGAACACAUGACCACACUAUGACACUCUUGGUAUUGUAAGGUUUACAGGCCAACAGCUUUAUUCCUUUGUUCUAGAAUUACUCAAGAAGCCAUUGGCGUUUGAUUGGAUAUAUGUUCAUUAUAAACUAAAACUGGCCACUUGAUUGCUUGGACAUACCCCUAGGUUUUAACUAGUUUAAUUUUCUAUUCCAUGAGGUUCAUCAUUUUGUCGUGGCGUAGACUGGACGUCCAGUAAAAGGCCAAACCAUGACCUCAGUAAGGUAUCCAGGGAGAACGCCAGGUAGAUUCGUAGGCUCUAGUGUACUGCCUUACUUGUAGGAAACAAGAUUUGCUAAUAUUUUUUUCUGUGAAUGUACUGUGAGUUUGUUUUUUUCCUUCUUUUGUUUUUGCUAUUCAAAUGGACUUUUUACUAAAUCAUGGAUUGCUGUACAAACGUGUUUUCUGGUCUUGAACUGAUGUCGAUUCUAACCCGCUCAGCCCAAUAACGGGACGAUUGACAGUUUUUACUUUCUUGCCCUCAUUGUGUUAUUUGUAACAACCUUUUUAUCUUUUCUCACUGUGAUGUCAUAUCCUGUCCAGCCAAUAUUAGCAGCAGCAGCAGCAGCUUCCAUUUCAUUGAACCAAUUAUGUUCACAUCAGGAAAGAACGAGGACUAAGAUUGAAUGUUUGAGCGUGCUUCUCAUGUCACAUUUCAGCCUGAUGGAAAAAGAAAACCAUACAAAACAGUACAAAAAAAAAUUUUUAUGCAUACUUUAGAAAUAAAAUGUUCCAAUAUUACACUAAUGAGAAUAUGCUUAAAUAUGCUUCAUUUUUAUGUUAAAUGUAUUGUUUUCUUUUGUGUUUCUGGAGAAAGCUGAAAUGUGACAUGGACUUAUUGAGAUUCACCAAUGAAAACUGUUUUCUAGAAAGUGUCACUCAGAAAGAGAAAACAUUGAAAAGAUUAUGUCCUGGGUGUAAAGCAAGCCGUAAAAGUGAUUUCCUCCUCCGUUUCACAUUGACUCCGCCCCUAAAUAUUUGACCCCAAAGAUAUGAAAAAGGCACUAUUGGGGGUUUACCCUGAUCUGAAGUAAACUAGUGUAGUUUCACUAGUAUUCUUGAAGUUACUUGUUUAUACUCUCAAAUAUGGCAAGCCGGACUCGUCUGAUCCUUUUCCAUCGACGCAGUCUGGCCAGAUGCCAUAACGUGAGCUCUACCCCAAGACUAACGAAGAGUUGGCACUUUCAAAGGUAACUGAGAAAAAAUCAAAUCACACACAGACACAAUAUCUGCUGCUCUGCUCUUAAUAUCUCCCGUUUCGUUCUCUGAUGGGCAUCAUCUCCAGCUGUAAAUGUCCUGUCUGUACACCUGCAUUUUGGGCUGUUUUUGUCUUUUUUUCUUUGUCUUUUGGAUAACCAUAUUUUCACAAAUGUAUGUAAUUAAUAGUGUGGAUGGAUAGAAGGAUGGGAGAGCAAUGGAUGGAGUGAUUUACUGGCAUCAUUGAAGUUGUGAAACCGAGAUCAUGAGUCUGGAUUGCUGGGACGGUUUGGGAAAAAUCCAUCAUGUUACUCACAAACUAAAAUAAAAUAAUGAUUUGAACGAUUGAA